Messenger RNA from Eruca vesicaria subsp. sativa (arugula), 1383 nucleotides. The record is from the annotation of a GenBank genome assembly. NCBI's taxonomy places the organism in Eukaryota, Viridiplantae, Streptophyta, Magnoliopsida, Brassicales, Brassicaceae.
AUGGCAGCAGCGUUUUUGAAUAUUGGCGGUUACGUUUUUAUCUUCUUCUUGUUGUCAUUAGCCACAUUGGCCCCACAGGUUCGAUCCCAUAUUGCCGUCUUUGACGACUACUGGACGCAGCGUCAAGGCGAUGCGUUGAAACAAACUUUGGCCUCUUUUGAUCCAAAUCCACUCAACGUCACCAACCAUUUGAAUUACCAUGUCGCUUUAGCACUAGACACCACAGAAUCAACCAACAACAACACAAGAAGAGAGCUUUCACAGAUGAGACGUGGUCGAAAAAUGCGAAACAAGAGAGGACAAUGCGUAGCUCAUAACCCAAUAGACAAAUGCUGGAGAUGCGACCGUGACUGGGAGAAAAACCGUAAGAAGCUAGCGGAUUGUGCUCUCGGGUUCGGCAGAAGAACCACCGGAGGAAAAGACGGACCGAUCUACGUAGUCAUCGACGCCUCAGACGACGACGUCAUCAACCCUAAGCCAGGAACGUUAAGACACGCUGUGACACGAAACGGACCUCUUUGGAUCACUUUUGCAAGAAGCAUGAUCAUAAAACUGCGACAAGAACUGAUGAUGACGAGCGACAAAACGAUCGAUGGAAGAGGAGCUAAGGUUUACAUCAUGGGAGGUUCUGGAUUAACGUUGCAGUUUGUGAAUAAUGUGAUCAUACACAAUAUCUAUAUCAAGAACGUUGUUCCCUCGAACGGUGGUUUGAUCAGAGACUCUGAGAAUCAUGUAGGGUUAAGGACGGUUAGUGAUGGUGAUGGAAUCAAUAUGUUUGGAGCAACUAAUGUUUGGAUUGAUCAUGUCUCGAUGACUAGAUGUUCAGAUGGUAUGAUUGAUGCAAUUCUUGGCUCCACUGCUGUAACUGUCUCCAACGGCCAUUUCACAGACCACCAAGAGGUGAUGCUUUUUGGGGCCAAUGACAAACACGUGAUCGACAAGAAGAUGCAGAUAACAGUUGCGUUUAACCACUUUGGUAAGAGACUGGAACAGAGAAUGCCUCGUGUCAGAUUCGGAACGAUCCAUGUGGUGAACAACGACUACACACAUUGGGAAAUGUAUGCAAUAGGUGGAAACAUGAACCCUACAAUCAUUAGUCAAGGCAACCGUUUCAUUGCUCCUCCUAACGAUCAAGCCAAACAGAUCACAAAGAGAGAGUACACUCCUUACGUUGAUUGGAAACUUUGGAACUGGCAAUCAGAAGGAGAUUACUUCCUGAAUGGAGCUUACUUUGUGCAAUCAGGAAAACCAAAUGCGUGGAGCCCUAAACCGAAGAACCCUGUCCCAAACAAGUUUUUGAUCCGACCUAAACCGGGAACGAUGGUACGUAGACUCACAAUGGACGCGGGAGUACUAGGCUGCACACCGGGUCAAGCCUGCUGA